AUGGCUCAACUCAGCCUGCUCCAGCACGUGGCCAACUUCAGAGACGUCGGCCAAACCGUCAACAAGUACCUCGGGCAAAGGUACCUUCGCCAGGGCCUUCUCUAUCGCUCCGCCAGACUAGACGAUGCUUCCGUACAAGACCAGACUCGCAUUAGAGACCAGUUCGGGGUUAAAACCGUCGUCGAUCUUCGAACAAAAACCGAGCUCAUCAAGCAAGCCGACAAGUAUCAGCCGUGUGCCGCCAGCCAUGCUUCAUCUUGGUUCUCGCCCAGGCCGGAUAUCCCUCGCAUCGACGGCAUAGUCUACGAGGACAUCAGAAUCACCGGGCGUCCGUUUGAAAUACACCUCCUUCGACAGCUCUCGUGGUGGAAUCUCCUCAAAGUCGUGGCCUUGUUCAUCCUUGGCUACCGCGUCGAUGCGGUAAAGGUGAUAGCAACACGCGUCAUGCUUCCUCGGGGCCUCCUCGGACUUGGCAUCGACACCGUUGAUCAUUCCGGUGCUGAAAUCUGCCAGGCGCUUUCUGUCUUUUCUUGGCCCCAGUCGAUGCCGGCAUUGGUGCAUUGCACGCAGGGCAAAGACCGAACGGGUCUCAUCAUUAUCCUGAUAUUGAUGAUUUUGGAUAUCCCCACCGAUGCCAUUGAACACGACUAUCUACUUACAGAUGCUGCUCUAGAGUCAGAUCGGGAGGAGAGGCUCGCCGAGAUUCGCCAGCUUGGCUUGACGGAUGACUGGGCGGUUACCUCACCAGUCAUGGUGUCGGGGCUGAAGGGGCACCUGGACCUCCAGUACGGCGGACUGGAGAACUAUCUGGAUGGCAUUGGGUUUGACGCGGCGCAGAGGACAAACCUGCGCCAGCUCUUGUUGUACUGA
Molecule: messenger RNA, 870 nt
Organism: Ustilaginoidea virens
Lineage: Eukaryota; Fungi; Ascomycota; Sordariomycetes; Hypocreales; Clavicipitaceae
Exons: 6
Coding region: 1-870 (289 amino acids)
Biological process (GO): dephosphorylation
Molecular function (GO): phosphoprotein phosphatase activity
Source: RefSeq, a predicted model, not a curated record